This is a messenger RNA of Cylicocyclus nassatus, 1485 nucleotides long. The record is from the annotation of a GenBank genome assembly. NCBI's taxonomy places the organism in Eukaryota, Metazoa, Nematoda, Chromadorea, Rhabditida, Strongylidae.
GUAAUUUUCAUGUUCUUCUAGCUCGUUCUCUGCAUUAUACAUAAACUCUGCCAAACGCUCAAUUACGCGUUUUUUGGAAAUUUUAUAUUAGCAUUGAUUUCAAUUUUAGAUGUGGAACCGUGGUUCCAUUUUGUUAUUAGUCAUACUAUUAGCAAAUCCGGUGCUACCAAGACGAGCGUCGGCCGGUGGUGGCUCUUUUCAACCUAGGGGAUCUAGUGGAGCUAGAGGAGCUAUAGGGCAACCAGGUGGUGGAUUCCAGCCAGGAGGUGCGAGUGGUUUUCGUCCACAACCGGCUCAAGGUGGUUUUGGAGGAGGCGUUCAUCCACAGGGUGGCUUCCAUCCCAAUCAAGGCGGAUUCCACCCACAGGGUGGAUUUAGCGGAGGUUUCCGCCCCGGAACGGGACCCGGAUCGGCUGCAAGCAGUGGAACAUUCAAAAAGGCCCUUAUUGGUGGUGCUUUGGGAGCUGUUGGAGGUAUUGUUGCCUUUGAAGCUGGUAAGGCUAUCAUCCAAUCGGCUACCAGACCUUUCAACCAUGACGGGCGUAAUUACUACUUUGAUAAUAAUGCCCAAGUGAAAGGCAAUGAGAUUAUGUGUUCGAUGCCUUUAAGUCAGCUACAGCAGCUUAACCCUACUACCACGACCACCACUGCAGCUCCAGGCUCAGCUGGAGAUUCGACAGUUGCUCCAGCGUCUACCACACCCAGUCCGGAUCAGAUUUUAAACACUCUCCAAUUUGCCGAUGGGACACGUCCCAAAACAAUAACUUGGACUUGCAAGCGAGGUGUUGAAGUGUGCUGUGGAACCGAUUGUUGCCCGGCACCAGUGCAGAACAAUAUGGCUGGUGGAAAUCCUAACCAUGCUGGUAGCACUGGUAGCAAUGUUGCUGGAAUCGCCAUUGGAAUGCUAGCAAAUAGCCUCAGUACUCCAUACCUUCUAACUCAAUCUAGCUUGCUUCAGACUCAUGGCUCUGUUGCUGUUCUGAACGACCAAUUCUUCUUCUUCUGCUUCUCUCAUGUUGCUGUUGUUGUUUCCUCGCGUACAAAUGCUGCCGAUCCGCCUUCGAUGGCAUUAUACCUCAAAGUAAUAAACAAGAAGAAGUACAGCAAGAUCCCUAUUCACAACAAUAUCCAAUGCAACAAUAUCCGGCUUCUCAAGGCUAUCCACAAAGUUACCCGUCUAACCAGGGUUAUCCCUCCAACCAGGGAUAUCCCCAGCAGGGUGGCGGCUAUCCACAGCAAGGCUAUUCUCAACCAUAUCCACCUCAACCGACCUAUUGAAGAGAGUUUUUCUAGGCUAGAAGUUUAACUCAUUCCUCUGGGGUGGAAGAACAGAUUGCGCCGCCUAGCCUCCCUUCUUGGAUAGCUGCUCCUCAUACGAUAUGCAGUAGCAUGCGCGAAAGGAGCAGUAGUCUGUAGGCGGAAUGUGUUCUUCUAUCCUAAUUUUUUCGGCGGCUUUUGUACAUAAUCUGAAUUUGCCAUUAUCUA